Molecule: messenger RNA, 2701 nt
Organism: Aphanomyces astaci
Lineage: Eukaryota; Oomycota; Saprolegniomycetes; Saprolegniales; Verrucalvaceae
Exons: 14
Coding region: 1-1704 (567 amino acids)
Biological process (GO): double-strand break repair via homologous recombination; DNA replication
Cellular component (GO): nucleus; MCM complex
Molecular function (GO): ATP binding; ATP hydrolysis activity; single-stranded DNA helicase activity
Source: RefSeq, a predicted model, not a curated record
AUGGACGAGCGGCUGACCCAGUACAAGCCGGCGCUGACGGCGUACUUUGAUAUCCAUCCUGGCCCGGAAGUGGACAUCCAGAUCUUGCUGAGUCGAUGCCCUCAAUUCGCCACCCUUCUCAUCCAGAACCCGACCAUGUGUCUUCCAGUGCUCGAGUCAGCGUUCGCGCAGGGCUUGUCCACGACUGUAUCAUCAUCACCGCAACAACUUCAAUUGACCAACGUUCCGCCGUGUCUGAAGAAACGUGUGAGCGCACUUCGAAGCAAGGAAGCCGUGGGUCUCAUGGGCGUGGAAGGCACGGUCGUGCGCAUCGGCAUGACACGCAUGUUGGAGAAAGUCCGCCAAUUCGAAUGCGCAAAAUGCAACACGACAUGGGAAGUCACGUCCAAGCCCGAAGAGCAAAAUCGCAUGGUCGUCCCGCGAGCGUGCAUUUCCCGCGGAGCGUGCAAGUCGACCAACAUUCGCGAGAUCAAAGGCAGCAAGAAAUGCGUGGAUUACCAGACGAUCAAGUUGCAAGAGCAAGUGUCCAAGUUGGGCGUGGGGUCGAUUCCUCGGUCGAUCAUGGUCAUUUUGGAAGGCGCGUUGGUGGACAGCGUCAAGGCAGGCGACGACGUCGUGGUCGUCGGGACGCUGAUCAAAUGCUGGAAGCCUGUGAUCAAGGACGUUCGAUGCGACCUCGAAACAGUGAUCCAAGCCAGCAGCAUUCGGCUCAAGAACGUCAACGGCGCGGCGCGGGCGAUGGUCACAGACGACUUGCGCCGCGAGUUUGAUCAGUUUUGGCAUGCUCAUCACGACACGCCGUUGGCAGGUCGGGAUGUGAUUCUGUCGAGCAUUUGCCCCCAAGUGUAUGGGCUGUUUAUUGUCAAGCUGGCCGUGGCGCUCACGGUGAUCGGCGGCUGCGCGUACGUGGACGACCGAGGCAUGAAGACCCGCGGCGACUCGCAUAUGCUCUUGAUUGGCGAUCCCGGCACUGGCAAGUCGCAGUUUCUCCGCUUUACGGCGGAAUUGAGUCCGCGGUCAGUCUUGACGACUGGUAUUGGCACAACGAGCGCUGGACUCACUUGCACGGCAGUCAAGGAUGGUGGCGAGUGGAUGCUCGAAGCCGGCGCACUUGUCCUAGCCGAUAGAGGGGUGUGCUGCAUCGACGAGUUCAGCAGCAUCACGUCACACGACCGGGCGUCGAUCCACGAAGCGAUGGAGCAGCAGACGCUCAGCGUGGCUAAGGCAGGCCUCGUGUGCCAACUCAACACGCGCACAACAGUGUUUGCCGUCACCAACCCCAAAGGCCGAUACGACCCAAACGCCGACGUGUCUGUCAACACUGCCAUUGCAAGCCCACUGCUGAGUCGGUUUGACAUAAUUUUGGUGCUGUUGGACACGGUGCACAAAGAGUGGGACGAACGAGUGUCGGGAUUCAUCUUGGACCAAGCCGCAGUCACGGCAGACGUAGCCAUGCCAUCCUCGUCGUCGUCGUCGUCGUCGUCGCUUUUCACUUCCGAGCCCUACAACUCAGGUACUACCGACGCUGCUGCUGCUGCUUGUGAUCAUCACGAGACUCGGAUAUGUGGACAGACCUGUCGCAACCCCCCCAUCCUUGCCCUUCCUCGUUGGACCACCAAAAAAGAUGGAGCGUGGCCAAGUUGCAAGCAUAUUUCUGCUACGUUAAAGAAUCGUUCCAUCCGCGACUGUCCCGCAGUGCCAUGACGGUGCUGCAGCGAUACUACCAAAUGCAAAGGUCGUCGGACAUGCGCAACGCCGCGCGGACAACGAUUCGCCUCCUGGAGAGCUUGACUCGGAUAUCUCAAGUGCGAUAAUGUCGCCAUGUGUUGAACGAGAAUACAUGCCUGGCACAACAACCUCAUGGAGUACGCUUGGCGUAUAUAUAUAGGCGCAUGCAAAGCUCAUGUGUCGGCACGAAGUGACCGUGCAGGUAGGUACAUUCAUACCUAGCCGCCAUGAUGAUGAUGCUCAUGUAUGGGAUGGCAGGAUGCGGUCGUGGCCGUGUACAUCACUGAAACGUCCAAGUCGGCUGAUUCGAUGCUCGGCUACGAAUCUGUGCUCCACAAGAGCUUCAGUGCGGACCCCACGACAGAGUACUACCAGCAUGAACACGUGAUCUUGAACCACUUGGUACUCACGGAACUCGCCACGACACCGCCGCCAUCGACGUCUCCACGCAAUCCCUCCACCGCAGCGCCCGUUAGCCAACAGCAUACGCACAUUUCGUCCCAGGUUGGUGGGCAGCAUGGACACCAACCUCGCGGAAUGCACGGCCUCAAGUGUCGCUUGUGGGGAUAUUCGAUCAAUAGGCUAGGACGACUCGAACAAUGCAAGCCACGCGAUGGGGCCAAGCUGUGGAGGCCCACCGAAGCAGCCAAGUAUCUUGUUCCCAAUAGUUUCGUGUACCUGAUGGUGAUACGAUCGCUUUUGUAGAGACCUACGACAGCGUCACAACAACAUCAAGACGAGCAUGACGAUAUGGGGCCACCACCCACGCAAACGCGCUUUGCGGUCAAGUGGAAGAAGUUCCGCCGAGACGAUUCCGAUACGAGCAUGUUUUAGCAGGAAUGGUGCCAUUCCCUAGACCGUUCGAGUGUUGCCGCGAAUAGUUCUACUGGAAGUUACCGGUGUCGAGCUCGUUCGAAGGAUUGAGUUCUGCGCAGUAUGCCACUUGUCACCCGUCGUUUCAUUUUGACUUCAU